Molecule: messenger RNA, 816 nt
Organism: Phragmites australis (common reed)
Lineage: Eukaryota; Viridiplantae; Streptophyta; Magnoliopsida; Poales; Poaceae
Exons: 3
Coding region: 1-816 (271 amino acids)
Source: RefSeq, a predicted model, not a curated record
AUGAACUCCUCAGAUUCGGAGGAAAUGAUGAUGUUCUCCUCAGAUUCGAGUGACGAAGAGGAUGAGCUGCUUGUGCUGAUUGCCAUCGAGGAGGAAGAAGCAGCAGCUGCGCGUCGUAGCAGGCAGCGUGGGUCGAUGCCCGGCCAUGUGGUUAUAGAUCGGCAACACCGCGAAGGUGCUGCUAGGCUGUACAACGACUACUUCGCCGACAACCCUGUGUACGGCGAUAUCCUGUUUCGUCGGAGGUUUCGUAUGUCGCGGCGGUUGUUCUUGCGUAUUGCGGCCGCUGUGGAGGAGCAUGACACCUGGUUCAGGCUUAUCGAUGGGAGUGCCCCACCUGUUUCGUACAUCAUAAAUGGUAACAGGUACGACAUGGGAUACUACCUCGGCGAUGGCAUAUACCCCGAAUGGGCGACCAUAGUGAAGGCAAUUCCUGUUCCACGAGGCAACAAGAGCAUCCAUUUCUCCGCGAUGCAAGCUGCUCUCCGCAAGGAUGUCGAACGUGCAUUUGGUGUGUUGCAAUCUAGGUUUGCUAUUGUUCGCGGGCCGGCUAGAGUAUGGGAUCAGUCUACCUUGCAUAAUAUCAUGACCGCAUGCGUUAUUAUGCACAACAUGAUAAUUGAGGACGAGCGUGGUACCGCUUCCCCGGUGCAGGUGUUCGACUUCAUGGGGGAACCAACUCAAGUCCAUCGAAGUGGUGACGAAGGUGUCCUGCAUUAUGUCGAAACAACUCAAGCUAUCCGCAACCGUGCAGUGCACCGCCAAUUGCGGGCGGACCUUGUGGAGCACCUUUGGAGUAUGCAUGGAGCACAGUAG